Nematolebias whitei (Rio pearlfish) is the source of this 979-nucleotide messenger RNA. RefSeq names its product fibroblast growth factor binding protein 2b (gene fgfbp2b). Bases 55 to 735 code for a protein of 226 amino acids. Gene Ontology annotation, biological process: cell-cell signaling. Gene Ontology annotation, molecular function: growth factor binding. The transcript is spliced from 2 exons. Lineage: Eukaryota; Metazoa; Chordata; Actinopteri; Cyprinodontiformes; Rivulidae. The record is from RefSeq and is a predicted model, not a curated record.
UGGAGCAAACAGAGAAGGACCCACAGAAGUCUGACUCCCACACCUAACUCCACCAUGAGUGCCAGGAUCUUGGUGCUGCUCUUGGCGGCGAACGUUUGCACGUCGAAUGCUCAAAACAGCAGCAGCCAUGACGGCAAGCAGCAGCAGCGCAACACCUGGGACAUGAUCAGGUUCAGCACCAAGGCCAAAGAGUCGUGCACUAUGGCCGUAUUUCCAGCGGGAAACCAUACUCGCCUGCGCGUCUCCUGCAGGAGUCCAGGCCAAACCGCAGGACAGUCUUACUACUGCGACUUCCAGGGCCGGCCAAGCCUGUGUCGCGCCUACAACGCCAACCCUCGCCACUACUUCACCCAGAUGAUGUGGGAGCUGAGGAAGCUCAAGAACGCCUGUCAAGGAGCUAAAAUCUACCGCCCGCCUAUGUGCAAGAAAUACCCAGACGAGGCCCAAAUGAACUUCCUCACCUCUUGGCCCAAGGCCUCCAAGGAGCAACGCAAACCGUCGGUGCAAGCCCAGCCCAAGCUCGUUGCUACGGCCAAACCCGCGAAGCCCCAGCCUCCGCCCGUCAAGCCACAGCCAGGCAAAGGUUCGCAGGGCAGGAAACCAACCUCCAGGCCUGGGAAGACCACACGUCCCACAGAGCAGCCCGAGUCCGGCGCCUCCCGCCUCGCCACCGAGUACUGCUGGGAGAGCUUUCACGGUGUCUGCAGCUACCUAAUCAGCUGGUUCCAGGAGUGAGAAGUUAGGUUGGAACCAGAAGGACUCGCACAGUCGUCUCUGGACUCUUUGAAACAAAAACAUUUGGAAGAUCUCGUCCACUAAAAGAACUGUCUCCCUAUAGCGUGGGGUGCAUGUGGUGUCAUUAAAAAAACAAGGGUGGGCGUGAGUGAACAGCUACUGUGCAUGUGUUUGUAUAAGAUUUAACAGUUAUUUCACAUGCCGUGUAAAUGUUUCAGCAGCCUGUAUCCAGAAAGAAUAAAAU